Loxodonta africana (African savanna elephant) is the source of this 5523-nucleotide messenger RNA. It is a transcript of the gene AGAP2, whose product is annotated as ArfGAP with GTPase domain, ankyrin repeat and PH domain 2. Bases 2249 to 4759 code for a protein of 836 amino acids. Lineage: Eukaryota; Metazoa; Chordata; Mammalia; Proboscidea; Elephantidae. Gene Ontology annotation, cellular component: nucleus. The transcript is spliced from 18 exons. Gene Ontology annotation, biological process: negative regulation of neuron apoptotic process; activation of GTPase activity. Gene Ontology annotation, molecular function: GTPase activator activity; GTPase activity; protein binding. The record is from RefSeq and is a predicted model, not a curated record.
UGUAGGGCUCCUCCUCUCGAGGGAGCACCCUUCCCCGCCCCUUUCCUCUGGCCCCGCAGUGACCUCAUGAUGACACUAUUAUUUUGUUGUUAUUGCGUUACAUUCGGGAACACUCAGAGAAACAAAAUAUUGAGACAUUUAGCCCAGCCUCGGAGGCCCCGGGCUGGGCACAGCAACACCCCGCAAAUCCUCACGUUUGCAAGUGUGUCCACUAAUAUAUUUGUACCGUUCGGCAUCCCCUCUUAAUACAAAAAAGAAAAAACAAACCCAGAGCCGGCGAGUCGAUUCCGACUCAUAGCAACCCUAUAGGACAGGGUAGAACUGCCCCAUAGAGUUUCCAAGGAGUGCCUGGUGGAUUCGAACUGCCGAUCCUUGGGUUAGCAGCCUUAGCACUUAACCACUAUGCCACCAGGGUUUCCUCCCCUCUUAAUAAAAAUAGGGUGUGAAUAUGCCAGAAAUUCAAUGCGAAAAACGAUGGUCUCCGGCUGGUGCAUUUCCGUAUGUGACAAAGCCACAGGUACGCACGCCGAUGUGCUUAGCCUCUUCACAGAACAUACCUACCUGUUCCAGGACUUGCAAAAAAUGAGAAAGGGAGGAGUCAGGGAUGUGAAUCAAUAUGAAGAGAAGGAGGAGCCUCCACGUUUUCACGCCAGGGUGGGCAUGAUGGUUGAUCAAUAAAUGCUUAUUAUUGAAUACGUGUUUUAAGGCACAGAUAUUUUCAUGGGAGUGGGGAAAAGCAUAGGUCUCUUCCCUGGGGAGAAAGCAGCAGUCUUAGCUGGAACAAAUGAAAAGCCUCCCUUCAGCCUCACAGGGUGAUCUAGAUUUGUCAACACUUAGAUCCUAUGACUGCUGUACAUAAGCAGUAUAGUUUUAUUGAUUAAGAGUCAGGCUGCAUAAGUUCCAGCUUCGCCACUUACUAGCUGCAUAACCUUUGGCCAGUUACUUAAGCUCUCUGUGCCUGUUUUCCUCAUCUGUGAAAUGGGGAUAAAUAACAAUACACCUACCUCAUGGGUUGUUGUGAGGAUUAAAUGAGUUAAUACAUGUAGAAUGCUUAAAUAGUACUUGGCACAUAGUAAACUCUCAAUGUUAGUUAUUACUCAGGUCAUUUUACAGGUGUCAGUUGGUAAUUUCAACACCAAUUCCCUUAUCUCCAUCUGCACAAAUAAUCACAUAGCUAUAGUCACCUCUCCAUACAUCACUAUCUGGAAGAUAUGCAGGAGAAGAGGCAUUUGGCAGAGCCAGAGAGGUUUGAGUCUUGAAGCAAAGGAACUAGGACAACACCUCCACAUCCCUCUUGUCUUCGAUUCCUCACCUACUCUCCUCUCUUUCAGGUCCUAAGUCAAGGGCAAGACAAAACCUUAGAGCGAAGGGGAACUGGCUGGCAAGAAUCUUGGUUGUGUGGUUAAGUAUAAAGUGUAUCAGAAUUAUAAUCAGAAGACUAGACCCAAAACUUCGUUUCACCUCUUCCUGGUCUCUCUGAGCCUUGGUUUCUUUUUCUACAGAAUAGGGAUACUAAUCCCACCCCUCAGGACUGUCAUAAGGGUGAUAUAUAUGAAACUGUGUUAUAAACUAUUAAGUGUUAUAGACAUGUUAAUUAUUGUGAAAAAUGUAAUUGAACAUGGAGCAUAGUGGUUUUGUCUGGUUAUAGGUUACUAGUCUUCCUCUACAACUCAUUCUCCCCAUACCUACUUGGUCCCUUAAGCAGCAGGUGGUUGGUCAGUGGGGUAGGUGACUGAGCAAUAGUUACAUUGCAAGAUGUAAGUAUUCAGGGCUCAUUGGGAUAUGCAGAGCGGGUGGUGAGUACAAAUGUAAACUAGGAUGCAGGACUAUGAGGGUGACAAAUCAAGUGUGUAUGGAUUCCUGUAAGAGUUCGGGAUUGUACCUGUGACCUGGCUUGACACACACUCCCAGAACCAACACCCAUCUUAAUUGGCUACCUUCUACAGGAGGUCCUAGUACACUUGUUAAGAUUCUCCAUCCUCCUGGCUGAAGAAUCAUAGCAGGUACUGGCUGGCAGGGCUGACGGACCAACACUAGAGGGGGUGGGAGGUACAGGAGGUAGUGCUGUCUCAGGCUGUGGGUUUGAACCUCACCAGUCAGGAAGUGAGGCCGACAGACAGACGGAAGGGCGGGCAGGGCCGGGAGUUCUGGGGCACACCAGAAGGGCCUUUUGGGGGCUAGGGCCUGCGGGACCAUGGGCUUUGGGGCCAGAGGUUGCUGUUAGCCUGGCAAGACAGGUCUGGGCACCAUGAAUGCUCAGAGGCAGCUGGCUGUAGCCACAGUGAGAGCAGAAGUCAGACGACAUGAGGUGGCCAAGGAGGCUCUGAGCCGCCUCAGGAAGCUUGCAGAGAGAGUGGGUAACCCUGAACUUCGGGAGAGCAUCCAGGCCUCACUGGACAGCAUAGGAGAAGCUUUGAUCAAUAGCCAGGAAUGGACUUUGAGCCGCUCCAUUCCUGAACUGCGCCUGGGUGUGCUGGGUGAUGCUCGGAGUGGGAAGUCAUCCCUCAUCCACCGAUUCCUGACUGGUUCAUACCAGGUGCUGGAGAAGACAGAGAGUGAGCAGCACAAGAAAGACAUGUUGGUGGAUGGACAGACUCAUCUGGUGCUAAUCCGAGAGGAAGCUGGGGCACCUGAUGCCAAGUUCUCAGGCUGGGCAGAUGCUGUGAUCUUUGUCUUCAGCCUGGAGGAUGAGAACAGUUUCCAGGCCGUAAGCCGUUUCCAUGGGCAGCUGAGCUCCCUUCGAGGGGAGGGCCGGGGAGGCCUGGCCCUCGCACUGGUGGGGACACAAGAUAGGAUCAGUGCUUCCUCCCCUCGGGUCGUGGGAGAUGCUCGUGCCAGGGCUCUGUGUGCGGAUAUGAAACGUUGCAGCUACUAUGAGACUUGUGCAACCUAUGGGCUCAACGUGGACCGGGUCUUCCAGGAGGUGGCCCAGAAGGUGGUGACCUUACGGAAACAACAACAGCUUCUGGCUGCCUGCAAGUCCCUACCCAGCUCCCCAAGCCACUCAGCUGCUUCUACCCCCAUAGCUGGGCAGGCUAGUAACGGUGGUCACACUAGCGAUUACUCUUCCUCCCUUCCAUCCUCACCCAAUGUCGGUCACCGGGAACUCCGAGCUGAGGCAGCUGCAGUGGCUGGAUUGAGCACACCAGGAUCCCUGCACCGGGCAGCCAAGCGUAGGACCAGCCUUUUUGCGAAUCGUCGGGGCAGUGACUCUGAGAAACGGAGCUUGGACAGUCGAGGGGAGACCACAGGGAGCGGGCGAGCCAUCCCCAUUAAACAGAGCUUUCUCCUAAAGCGAAGCGGCAACUCCUUGAACAAAGAAUGGAAGAAGAAGUAUGUGACCCUAUCCAGUAAUGGCUUCCUACUGUACCACCCCAGCGUUAAUGAUUACAACCACAGUACCCACGGCAAGGAGAUGGACUUGCUACGGACAACAGUCAAAGUCCCUGGCAAGAGGCCCCCACGGGCCAUUUCUGCUUUUGGCCCCUCAGCCAGCAUCAACGGGCUGGUCAAGGACAUGAGCACUGUCCAGAUGGGUGAAGGCCCUGAAGCCACCACUCCCACCCCAAGCCCAAGCCCCAGUCCCAGUUCCCUGCAGCCACCACCAGACCAGACAUCUAAGCACCUGCUGAAGCCAGACCGGAAUUUGGCCCGCGCCCUCAGCACUGACUGUACCCCAUCUGGAGACCUGAGCCCCCUGACUCGGGAACCCCCUCCUUCUCCCAUGGUGAAGAAGCAGAGGAGGAAGAAAUUGACAACACCAUCUAAGACUGAAGGCUCUGCCGGGCAGGCUGAAGAGGAAAACUUCGAGUUCCUGAUCGUGUCCAGCACUGGCCAGACGUGGCACUUUGAGGCAGCCAGUUUUGAGGAGCGGGACGCCUGGGUCCAGGCCAUCGAAAGUCAGAUCCUAGCCAGUCUGCAAUGCUGUGAGAGCAGCAAGGUCAAGCUGCGCACCGACAGCCAAAGCGAAGCCGUGGCCAUCCAGGCAAUCCGUAACGCCAAGGGGAACUCUACCUGCGUGGACUGCGGGGCCCCCAACCCCACGUGGGCCAGCUUGAACCUGGGUGCACUCAUCUGCAUCGAGUGCUCUGGCAUCCACCGGAACCUGGGCACACACCUGUCCCGCGUUCGCUCGCUCGACUUGGAUGAUUGGCCGCGGGAGCUGACCCUGGUGCUGACGGCCAUUGGCAACGACAUGGCCAACCGCGUGUGGGAGAGUGACACUCGGGGUCGUGCCAAGCCCACGCGGGACUCUUCGCGGGAGGAGCGUGAGUCAUGGAUUCGUGCUAAGUACGAGCAGCUGCUGUUUCUGGCGCCGCUGGGCACCACCGAGGAGCCUCUGGGCCGCCAGCUGUGGGCUGCAGUGCAGGCCCAGGACGUGGCCAUGGUCCUCCUGCUCCUGGCCCAUGCGCGACACGGACCGCUGGACACCAGCGUAGAGGACCCUCAGCUCCGUUCCCCGCUCCACCUGGCGGCUGAACUGGCCCACGUCGUCAUCACGCAGCUGCUGUUGUGGUAUGGUGCGGACGUGUCCGCCCGCGACGCGCAGGGCCACACGGCGCUGUUCUACGCGCGCCAGGCUGGGAGCCAGCUGUGCGCCGACAUUCUUCUCCAGCAUGGCUGCCCCGGUGAGGGCGGCAGCACGGCCACCACCCCCAGCGCGGCCACCACCCCCAGCAUUACCGCCACUCCUAGCCCGCGUCGUCGGAGCAGCGCUGCCAGCGUGGGCCGCGCUGACGCCCCCGUCGCGCUGGUAUAGUUGCCCAGCGGGAGAGACACCCCCCUCACACGGGUCGGGCACUGCUACACCGGGUGGACCGCUGGACAAAUGCACCCACUCACCUCUUCAAUCCACACCCCGCCCCACGGGAGCACUUCCUCCUCCCACGAGGGCACAGCCCCCACGUCCCAGAGGACACAAACUCACCUCCCGCUCCCCAGUGACGCAUGGAGACCCCAACUCAACACGCCCCCUCUGCACUGUUUCCACGCGGAUUCCUUUGGGUCUACCGAAGGGCGCGCCCCCGCCGCGGCACUAGACCCUGGGCGCUUGGACCUGCCCGCUUGCGCCCCCUAGGGGUGGGGAAAGACCCAGACCUGCCUGUGCUGGACAAUCCUUUGGCGGGAGCCCAUACCCAGGCUGGCUCCUGGGGCGACGCCACACCAGAGGGAGGGGUUAGUACGUGGAAGAGCUAGUCUUGGGACCUGGGGCCAAUAUGGGGAACCCUAGCUUUCCAUGUUGAUCUCACUGCCGAGUGAUGGGAGAAGGGCAGAGAGGGGCAGGACCCCUGCUGCCCAUGGGGGUGGGGAGUCCCCAACCCUUUCCGUGAAAGGGACCAUGAGGAGUGGAAAUCAGAACGUCCCCCCACACCUACCCAUGGAUGGAAGCUAAAGGGCUGGUGGAGCCAAGAGCCUGGGCCCCUCCUAGCUACUAUCCCGGGGGAGAGAAAGGAUGGAGCAGGAGCGGGCUAAGAGGGCUGGGGAGGGGCCUUGUAAUUUAUUGCUUUUUUCCCCAUCAAGGGA